UCAGAUAUUUCAGAUAUAUUUUACGAUACAUACAAUACAAUACAAUAUACAUACAACUUCAAGAAAUCCCCUUUCCCCAAAAUUCACUCCCAACAAACGCUAAUAAAAGGUGGGUUAAAUCUUGAUGGGUGUUUUUUGAAAGUUGGUGUUGCGUAUGAGCAGAGGUGAGAAACAUGACAAUGAUCGUAACCAAGCAGUACCGAUGCAUACACUCUGCAAGCUGUAUGUGCACAAAAGGGCAUUUGAGUGAAGACGUUAUCUUUCUACUUCUUCAACAUUUGAACUGGAAUCCUAAAAUAAUCGCGACACUUUCUUGUGUCUGCAAAUGGUUUGAUGAUCUUGUGAAAAGAGUACUCUGGAAAGAGUUUUGUAGAACACGGGCCCCCAAAAUGAUGCAGGAUCUUCAAUCUAGUGGGAGUCACAGUGUUGAUGGAAACUGGAGUGCACUUGGGAAGCUUCUUAUAUAUUGUUCCGGAUGCAAAAAGGAUGCUCUGUUUAAUAAAAUUCACAUUCCUGGUCACUUUGCUUAUAGGACUCGGUUCUCCAGAACUUCUGGAAAAAGCUUUCUUCUGCCAAACUGCCGAACUGAUGUUUUAUAUGUAUCAGACCCGUGUGAGCACUUAGACCAAGGAGAAGGGGAUGUGGGUUUCUUUCGUGGGGUGUUCAAGUCAUUUGCUACAUCAAAGGUGCGGAAGAUGCUUGUUAGAAGGGGUGCUAAAUUUCAUCCUACAGAAUUUUGCCCUUAUUGUAAAGGGAAAUUGUGGAGCAUGAUGCAGGCUAAGAUGAUUCCACAAAGUGCCAGCUGUCGGUUGGGUGCGUAUGAAGACUGUAUUGAGUACUAUGUGUGUCUCAAUGGACAUGUUCUUGGUGUUUGUACACUUUUGCCGUUGUCUGAUUCAGAAGAGGUGUCGGAAUUGGAUUGACAUGAUAUCCUAACAGGUCAUUCAGGUACUUGAUUGUGGACUACCUGUUUGGUAACGAUUGUAAGAUGGUCACUGGUCAGAAACGUGCAUUCAGCUGCCUAUGCAACCUCUUGUUCCGGUCCAGGCUGCAAUCGUUUGUUGUGAUAUAUUUUUAUUAGAUGCGGUACUGUUUCUUGUACUACUUUAUUGCUGGUAGAUGGAUCAAAAAAGAUGUCACUGUUAAUUAUAUUGAUGCAAAAGGUUGAUGGCUGUGUACUCCGUUGUACGUGUUACUAUCUGUGUAUAUGGGAGCGAAUGCAGAUUCAAUGUGUAAUGUGGUAUACACUCGGUUUAGCAAACAGAUGAAUUGGCUGUCUCCAUCUUUCAACAACUUUUAUUGUCUCUUACGGGUAACUUCCCCUGAUGGGUGUAUUUUAUGUAUACACUUGGUUUCAAAAGACAGUGCAUAGGCGGUUCUACUUUUAA
This is a messenger RNA of Erigeron canadensis, 1388 nucleotides long. RefSeq names its product EID1-like F-box protein 2. The transcript has 4 exons. The record is from RefSeq and is a predicted model, not a curated record. Lineage: Eukaryota; Viridiplantae; Streptophyta; Magnoliopsida; Asterales; Asteraceae. Bases 174 to 923 code for a protein of 249 amino acids. Gene Ontology annotation, molecular function: protein binding.